UGGUGUGCGGGGACAAGUCCAGCGGGAAGCAUUACGGCCAGUUCACCUGCGAGGGAUGCAAGAGCUUCUUUAAGCGCUCCGUGAGGCGGAACCUGACCUACACCUGCCGGGGGAACCGAGACUGCCCCAUCGACCAGCACCACCGGAACCAGUGCCAGUACUGCCGGCUGAAGAAGUGCCUCAAAGUCGGCAUGAGGAGGGAAGCAGUACAACGAGGACGAACCUCCAACUCCCAGAGCAGCCCGGGCCAGUACCUGACCAACGGUACCGACCCGUACAACAACCAGCCCUACCUGUCGGGCUUCAUCUCCCUGCUGCUGCGCGCCGAGCCCUACCCCACGUCUCGCUACGGCGCUCAGUGCAUGCAGGGCAACAACCUGAUGGGCAUCGAGAACAUCUGCGAGCUGGCCGCCCGGCUGCUGUUCAGCGCCGUGGAGUGGGCCAAGAACAUACCCUUCUUCCCCGACCUGCAGCUCAUGGAUCAGGUGGCGCUGCUACGCAUGUCCUGGAGCGAGCUCUUCGUCCUGAACGCCGCCCAGUGCUCCAUGCCGCUUCACGUGGCGCCCCUGCUGGCCGCCGCCGGCCUGCACGCCUCACCCAUGUCCGCCGAGCGCGUCGUGGCCUUCAUGGACCACAUCCGGGUCUUCCAGGAGCAGGUGGAGAAGCUGAAGGCCCUGCAGGUCGACACCGCCGAGUAUUCCUGCCUCAAGUCCAUCGUGCUUUUCACUUCUGAUGCUAUGGGGUUGUCGGAUGUCGCCCAUGUGGAGAGCAUUCAGGAGAAGUCCCAGUGUGCUCUGGAGGAGUACGUCAGGAACCAGUACCCCAGCCAGCCCAACCGGUUCGGACGCCUCCUCCUGCGUCUCCCCUCUCUGCGUAUCGUCUCCUCUCCGGUCAUCGAGCAGCUGUUUUUCGUUCGCCUGGUGGGCAAGACGCCCAUCGAGACAUUACUGCGCGACAUGCUGCUGUCGGGCUCCAGCUACAACUGGCCGUACAUGCCCACCGUGCAGCGCGAGCGGCCCCUCUCCCUCCAUUACAACGAGAACGGACCAUGAGGUGAAGCCGGACGUCCUUCUUUCCUCUCAUUACCUUCAGCCUCACCUUGCUUUGGCUUUCCCAGAGGAAGCCCCGCCCUCACCAUUCCACUCUUCAAGUCAAACCCAUCCCAGUCGUUCAUUACCCACACAGACCCUCGGUAGCACCAUGAAGACCCUGGUGUAGGUUUGAGACGUGGCACGAGCUGGACAGGUUGGUAGGGGAGGUUAGCGCACAGUUCACCAGCAGGUCUGAUGGACUCACUUCACAUGUCCGUCUCAAAACUGCAAACACAAAACGUUUUGGUGCUACCUUUACAGGGUAUGGCAAAAACAAACUGAGGACUCUGCAGCCAAGAGCAGGAAGUGUAUAUUUACUAACUCUUUUUUUGAAAACCAGAAGCCAUUAAAAAAAAAGACAAAUGCCAAAAUGUCUUUUACAGAGGACAUGUUUUACUGCGUGUUUGUUUUAGCAUUGUUUAUACGGAGAGGAAACUUAUGAUUGUGUCCAAAUGUACAGGAUAUCAUUGAUUCACAGGCAUCUUAAGUCAUUUUUGGGUUCUCUCCAAACAAAGCUCAGGUUCAGAAGGAUGGGUAGGCGGACAUGUCAGGAUCAGCACAAAAAGACACACUCAGCAAAUUCUCCACUUAUCAGAAACCAGUGCCAAAGCUGACAAAUGCAUUUUGUUUGGAUUCUACUUGUGGCAGUGUUGAUGACCUACAAUGAGGUUUUGGUUUUGUCUAUAAUUUGACUUGUUUUGGAGUCUCAGGAGAGUUUAUAUAUAUAAAUAAAAUACAAAUUAAAGCUUAGGCACUUGCAUUAACUAGUCAAACCCAACAGUUAUUCACUGUAAAAUCACAGCACUGGUAGGAUUCUACCCUUACCCCGUUUAAUAAUAAUUUAAAGAAAAGUAUUACUAAUUCAAGACUUCCCUCAUGAUGCUAUCACAAGAGGCAGUCUCACAGCUCACUGUCUUUGUUUUGUUUUUGUAAUGAUUGUCAAUAUUGGACCUUUUUAGACAUUAGGCGAGAUGCUUGUGCGGGAGGUAGAAGGGCGUUUUUUAUUUUUGCAAAAAUUAGCUGUAUUUGCCUUAGAACAACGAUUUGUCACUGAGCAUUUAUCUUAUGACUGUGCCAUAAUCUCUCGUUACCUGUUAUAACAGGUAUUAUGUCCCGUCAGGAAUGGAAAGAGGCUCACAUGAUGCUGAACUGCAACGUGCACUGGAUUAAAAACACGCAGAGGAGUUUUUUAUGCAAUCAGUAGAAAAUGUAAAGAAUCGCUGAGAUUGGAAAUGUCCGCUUCGACGUCGGCUGCACUUUUAGACAUUGUGCAAGUUCUUUUCCACCUCCUGGUGAAAUUGUUGUGUAGGGAAAUCCCCUAAACUCGUGUCAUUUGAGCUUAUCGUAUGGAUACCAUAGAGUAAUGUAUCACUAACCUCUGAAAACCUCAGUCUAUGUUGCAACAUUAUUCCCAUUGGACUUAGGACUGUGUUUUAGUGUAGGACUUGUUUUUCUCCCCACUCUUUUUAUUUUUUUUAUUGUUUGUGUCACAUUUCCAACAUGACGUCGUCAUAUCAGUGUCUGGUAUGAGUUUAGCCUUCUGGGACCUGAGAAAGCGUCUGUUGGUAAAUAAAUUCACAGAACGAUUCUAUGAGUUUGUUUUUACGCCCAUUUUUCUUUUGUUUGAAAAUUCAGAUUAUCCAUUAAUUGAAAUAAAAUUUUGUUCACACUAA
Austrofundulus limnaeus is the source of this 2764-nucleotide messenger RNA. RefSeq names its product nuclear receptor subfamily 2 group F member 5. NCBI's taxonomy places the organism in Eukaryota, Metazoa, Chordata, Actinopteri, Cyprinodontiformes, Rivulidae. Gene Ontology annotation, biological process: regulation of DNA-templated transcription. Gene Ontology annotation, molecular function: zinc ion binding; DNA-binding transcription factor activity; sequence-specific DNA binding. The record is from RefSeq and is a predicted model, not a curated record.